Molecule: messenger RNA, 4052 nt
Organism: Orussus abietinus
Lineage: Eukaryota; Metazoa; Arthropoda; Insecta; Hymenoptera; Orussidae
Product: inhibitor of growth protein 1
Exons: 3
Coding region: 243-1160 (305 amino acids)
Biological process (GO): positive regulation of DNA-templated transcription
Cellular component (GO): nucleus
Source: RefSeq, a predicted model, not a curated record
UCAUUCGUGAAUCCACUACACAGCUGAUCGUACUUAGUUCUCCGCGGCCAUCACAGAUGGCUACUCGAGAUUUCCCGAGGUCGUGGCUUCGGACCCGCGCUUUCCUCAUUAUUGUUCUCAGGUCACAGGUGAAUCGAAGAAAAUAGUAUGAAAAGUCAAAAAACUUCGUUGUGUGGUUUAGUAAAGCUUGCAUCACAUCUUGCGUCGCUCCCGGCACCAUUUGAUUUCGGAAAAGAACGAAGAUGUUGAAUCAAGCAGUUGUCGAGGCGUUGUAUUCUGCAACAUACAUCGAAAAUUACUUGGAUUGUGUUGAGAAUCUUCCGAAUGAUCUCCAAAGGCACGUCUCGCGGCUACGCGAAUUGGAUGCUACCUGUCAAACAUAUUUGCGGGAGGUAGAUCAACAUCAAGAAACUUUAAAAAAUGACUCCGAUGUGGCUGUACGACAACGAGCUUUACUCAGGAUACAGCAAGCUUUAAUCGCGGCUCAAGAAAUUGGUGAUGAGAAAUUACAAAUUGUACAACAGGUUCAGGAUCUCAUAGAAAACAAGUCACGACAGUUAGACUUGGAUUAUCGUAACUUAGAUUUUGGAAAGGUGCAGGAAUGCACAGAGUCUACGAGAGAAUCUAAUUCAAAUGUCAGUUCUAAUACAACCGGUAACUCGAAUACAGCAGAACGUCAACCAAAACGAGCACGUCGGACACGAACCGAGACUUUGGUAGAGUCAGCACAUGCGAUGGAUAUGAUCGUGAUGACGGAAACACGAUCAGCAGCAUUAUCGAAUUCCAACAAUGGUAAUCAGAAGAAAAAUACUGCUGCAAAUACAGGGAAAAAGAAGAAAAGGAAAUCUCGUCAAGGGACUCAACAAAAUCAACAUCGCGAAGAUACUCCACCACCUCCAGAAGAUGAUUUGGCAAUAGAUCCUGAUGAACCAACUUACUGUCUCUGUGAUCAAAUAUCAUAUGGGGAGAUGAUUUUAUGCGAUAAUGACUUGUGUCCAAUUGAAUGGUUCCAUUUUUCAUGUGUAUCAUUAAGUACUAAGCCUAAAGGAAAGUGGUUUUGCCCAAAGUGUCGUGGGGACAGGCCAAACGUUAUGAAACCAAAGGCUCAGUUUCUCAAAGAACUUGAAAGAUAUAAUAAAGAGAAGGAAGAAAAGUCAUAGCACGAAGCUUUUGGCUAAAGAGCUUAAAUAGUUUUCAAAAAUUACAAUUAGAUUGUAUCUAAACAUUUAAUCAAAUGAAACAAAUCUAAUUUGCUAGGAAGAAAUUGACAUGAAAAAUAUGUAUCUAUAAUUAAGUUUGAUGGGACACAAAACUAGUAGAGCAUCGACAGAAAUGCCUCAAUCAAUUUCCAAGCACCGAAUGCUGCUUCGCGACCCAAAACAGAUAUCUGGUAUUUAUUCUAAGAUCUGCAGUAUUACAAAUACUAUAAAUAUAGAUUAUUGAACAGUUGAUCCCUACUGUUACAAAUCUUAAUGUGAUUGUACAAAGCGAUGCAUUUGGGUAUAUCAUAGGCACAAGCUCGAUAUUAAGCUACAAGUUUAGUGUCUUUUUAUAUGAAAAAGCCUGACAUUGCGAUUUGCGUGACUGUAAAAUAACAUUGUAAUCAAUUUCAUAUGUCUAUACUAGAACUAGUUAAGAACUUAUACACACGUGUCCAUAUUAACCCUGAUUUGUAAAUAUUAAACGUAUUGUAGUCGUCACUACUUAACAAUUUUGGUAGUAAAACACCGCAUAAAUUAAAUCUUACCAUGCCUCGACUUCAUUUACUUAUGUAAAUCUAGUUGCCUUCAAAUGAAGUUCUUUUCUUUUUUUAUUAACAUUAAUCAUGCUUGUACCAAAUGCCAAUAUUGCAUAUAAGGUGUGUUUUAUUAACAUUUCACAUGCGCUUUUGGCUAUUGAACACUUUAAAAAAGACAUAUAACACAGAAAAACUAAGGAAUGCAAACAAUUUAUAAAUGCUUACGAUCUUCCUUGUUUUAUAAUCAAAAAUUGGAUAUUUCCCAUUCAUUGCAAGUAAAGAAGAAAUCUACGAUACUAAUUUAUGUCUAAGUGUACCACUGACAUGCUAUGUUAUUACGCACUAACAAUCUAGCUAGUUCAAACUGACAUACCAUGUCUCGCUUUUAUUCACACAUUAUAGUGUGACAGAAAAUGAAGUGUAAAUGGGAUUACAUCCUAUAAAAUAUAGAAUAAACAUAUACCAACAUUGCCUUGACAAAAUCGGGUGAGCAACGAACAUCGUCAAAAGAAACGAGUAGCUCUUUCUAGUAUAUUGUUUAUCCUGUACUGCAUAUUUCUACAAUUAUUGCAUUGAAUUACAAUGGCUUACCACAUUUAAAAUUGCAUGUAAAUUUCAUAUUAUUUAGAACUGCAAAUUUGUUCAAUAGUUGUAAUGCGAUAAGAUCUAAUAAAAUUCAUGAUAAGCUCUACAUCACUUAAUUUUGUCAAAGGCCAUGACUUAUUAAUGCGCAUCAACAUCAAAAUAGAUAUUUUGUAUAUUGUUUAUUGUGUCACGUAGAGAUUCGCAAUAUGUACAAUGAAGAAAACAAAGUAGAAGAAUAUCUGAUAAAAAGGACGUGUACAAAUGGACAAAACAAUUCUUUUAUCCAUUUGUAUCAUUGAUUUAUUAUUAACCUAUCAUUAGAAAGUAAAGACAAUGACGUAGUCAUCGUGUGCAAUAGCUUCAAUCCAAUUCGAAUUCGCACCUUUAUAUUACAUUUGUAUACCACCUGUACCUUAUGGAUUUCGAUUUUUGCUAAUCCACUCGUUACAAAGAUAUAUCAAACGUAGUAGUUUCUAAACAUUGUAUAUACAUCCGACUCUUAUAAAAUAAUUAAAAUAUUUGGCGGUCUUAACAGUAAUGAGUAAAUGGAAUAAUUAUGAUAUUGGUACAAAGUGCCUUGCUUGUAUAAUUCAUACUUAUUUAUAUAAAGUAUUGUACGUGAAAAUGCAAAAUCAAAAUGAUCAGUAACUAACCUGAUGAUCAUUAAAGUAUCUUUAUUUUUAUCUUAAUGGGCGAACUUUUCUUCUGUUCACCUUCAUACAUUCUUUUGCACUUACUUUCGUACAUAUUCCAGACUUAUAUAUAGGCAUUUCAUAGAUGUCUAACAGCAAGAAACAUUUUUUCCGAACAGGUUUUUUGAAAGAACAAAGUAAAAAUAUUACGUUGCUGUUAUAAAAUUCUAUGAAUAACAUCAAUGUCUACUUUUCAAGAUUUUGGAUGCAUCGUUCAUUAUUUUAAUUGGAAUAUUGAAGAAGAGAAAAAAGGAACUUUACUCCUAUCUUGUGUGUACAGGGCCAGACAGGAUUUCUGUCACUGAUUUUUAAAGUGCAUAAACACUCAGGGUAAUGCAAGUAAUAUAAUUGCGUAGGAAUUUUGUACGAGACAUCUAAUAAUACGGGCAUUUCAUUCCACAAGUUUACACAUAAAUUGAUAUAUGUACAGGUUUACAAGAUGUGGCAGAAAUCCUAUCCUUACCUACGUUUUUCUAUAUCAUUUUUUUUUAACAGGAAUAUGAUUAUACUUAUAAGUAACAAUCACAUAAGUUCACGGUGCGAUUCCAUAAUUAUUUCAAAACUCUAGCUCUGAAAGUACCUGAAAUUAAGACAAUAUUAGAUGUAAAUGCGAUCGAUCUUUAUACACUUCUAGAAGAAAAUGAAUUCACAAAAGAUCUCAUAACGUGACUCUGUAGUAUUUACAGUAUUAUUUAAAAUAUUUGAUCAUAAUUAUAAUAUCCAAGAGGCAAAUGUUUUUACAAUAUUUGUCUAACCUUUUCGGAAGUAAUCGACUCUCAUAAACAUUAAUAAGAAUAAAAGAUAACUAUUUUUAAUACAUAGUAAAUAUUCCCAAUGUUUGUAGAAUAAUUGAAGUACAUAGAAAAACUUUUUUACUGAUUGGAAAUAGUGAUGUACCAUCUAGCUACCGAUGAGCAUUACCAAAUGGUACUACAGUGGUAGGAAGCUUUACGAGGAUGCCUUAUUUAAUUAUCAUAAAUAUUUGUACAAACUUGCGAGGAAGAAUUGUGAUUUUCAAAUAAAAUUAAUUAAAUUAA